Molecule: messenger RNA, 5736 nt
Organism: Symbiodinium sp. CCMP2456
Lineage: Eukaryota; Dinophyceae; Suessiales; Symbiodiniaceae
Source: the annotation of a GenBank genome assembly
AUGCCUGUCCGUCCACUGCCGCUGAUUGCCCCUGCGUUUGCACUGGCAGUAUCGGGUGGACCUGCGCACAGACCUUUCUGCCCACCAUACAAAUUCAGCGAUGAGACAUUGGACAUACCCAUCCAGUCAUCGCACGAUGCUAGUCACUGCUCCCUCGAAGCAUCUCGCAAACGUUACGGAACUCUGCUGCAGGAGACGGCCUAUCAAAGCAAGACGAUGUGGCGGGCAGCUACACGAUACUAUGCACCAGAGCGGUGGGAGGCUUGGGGCACACUCUAUGAGACAAUGUCUCACUUGGAAUGCUUUGCAGCUUUCAGGUCUUGCUUUCCUGGUGGCAUCCAAGAGGAAGCCCUGACUGUCGUACCCGUGUGCUGGGCUUUUCAGGAGGAGGUCAAGAAGGUGUUUCGAUUGGAUGCACACAUGACGCAGGCGGCUGCACAGCUUGGAAUGCAGAUCCUUUCAAGUGAAGAUGACCUUCGUCGACUGCGGCACCCUUGCUACGACACUGCGCACGUGACUACUUUCGAGACGCACGACAUUUUGCGUCGUCAGGCCAUCUAUCCGGCAUCAAACCUGUUCGGCGACCAUGCUGGUGGCGCUGCAGCCGGCUUGGUGCCGUUCUGGAUUCCCCGGUGGACAGCUCCAGUCUCUCACACCUUCGGUGUGUGCAACCGCACGGACCUGUUGAAGUGGUAUGACUCCUUUGAGAGGCCGCGGCUCCCCAGCCAGCUGCCAGCCGAAUGGCAGCGCUGGGUCGUGAACCUGGGUGCCGGGGAUGGCUCUUGUGGCCAGGACGUCGUUCGACAGGAUAAUCUCGCACGGGGACUCUUCGGCAUGUCGGACCCGACGAACUGCUUGCUUCGGGAAGGAUUUGGAGGUUUGGUGUUCGAGGGUGACGACAGGCGCCUCCACGACCUCCAAAGCCUCGUGGAAAAUCGUACAGAUGUGGAACUUCAUUUUGGUUUCGUGGAUCCGGGUAUUGCAACCAAGCGCAUCCUGGAGUAUCAAGCACACCAUGGCCCAUCAUCUCCACAGUGGCUCAAGGUUGACGUGGACAACUGCGACUGCUGCUUUGUGGAAGAUGUUCUGAAAGCUGGAAUCCGACCUCUUCUCAUUCAUGUGGAAGUGCAUCCGCUGGUUCCUCCACCCCUUGUGUACAGGCCGGUCUUUUUCGAUCCCAGCAUUGGGGACUCGAUGCUCUCGCUGAGUGUCUUGGAGGGGCGUCCUGGACACAUGCUUCACUGUUCACUAUCUGCUUUCGAAGAGCUACUUGAUGAUUAUGGGUAUCAUCUCGUCUAUUUUCAUUAUCAUGAUGCAACGUUUGCUCUUCGAGACAUCGUGGAGCCUCCUUUUUGGAUGGAUAAGCAGAGUCUGCAAGACGUGUGGUAUGGCCUGUUUUACUGUCACCCACUGCGUGCGUGGGACCCGCUCGAAGUCUUGUACAAGCAAACGUUCCUCUACGACUAUAGGCGAUGGACGGAUCUGGAAGUCCCCGCUCAAGAGCGUAUGCUGAGGUUGAAGCAGUACUUGACUUCCUGGCACGUUCCAGAAAGUCAGUAUGUCCUUCGGCUCGGCAGAAGCAUGGAGGUUUCUGCCAGCCAGCUCGCAUUGCGACGAGAGGCCGGCCAGGAGUUCCGGGCCAAUUGUGGCCCCAGUGAGAGGCAGACUUGGCAGGACCGGGCCAAGGCUGCCAGUCGCAAGCGCGCGCCGCCGGGAAGUCGGGUCGCUUUGUUCUCUCAGAUCCGCGACUGUGCGAAUAUCAUUGAGAGCUUCGUCUGCCACUAUGCAGCUUUGGGUUUCUGCAAGUUGCUGUUGUACCUCGAUGAUCCGAGCGAUUCCUCGGCAGAAGUGCUACAGAAGAGCGGCUGGGUACAAGCGGGCUUCGUGGAACUUGUCGCCGUCGACUCACAACUUCGUGAGCAGUGGCCUUCCAUGCCUUCGUGGGAACGCGUCGGGCGCUUUGCGGAUAUGGAGGUGCAGAGCCGACAGAUCCUGAACAACGAGCACGCGCUGCGGCGGGCCGGCGAGCUCCGCUUGGACUGGCUGCUGCACGUGGACAGCGACGAGCUGCUUGGAGCUUAUUCGCAAGGCUCAAGCGUAAAGAGCCCGGCAGAACCCAGCUUCCACAGAUUUUGCACCUUCCUCUGCGCCAAAGUCAUGCUCCCGGAAGAGGCUGCAGCCGCUGCCCGAAAGUCGGUCAGACGCUCAAAGAUUGCUUUCCCGGAGUUGACAAGUCCCGCGUCCGUCCAGCAGGUUUUGGCUCGACAUGCAAAGCUUGCUGCACGGUGGCGAUCUGACACCUCCACAUUCAGCGCGCUAAACCUGGAAGUCGCGGAUGUGAAGCCGUCGCUGCAGUCUCCUCUGUUCACGCUCCUCCUCAAGUCUUCGUUCAAGCCUUCGGAGAAGGCCCAGGUUCCGGAUGCUAAGCCAACCGUGGAGCCAGAACAGGACGAGCGAGCUCAACAGAAGGCCUGGCUGGCGACCAGACAGAAACUUCUCAGCUUUCGAAAACUUGUUGAGGACUCGGUGCCUCCUGAAAUGGUUGGCCUCGGGACGAAACUGAUGAUUGUGCCCAGCAUGGACCCACUCAAGCGACAGCAGUCGGAACCGUGUCCGUCCACAUUCACCGAAAAAUCGAUGCCCAAGCGGCAAACCUCAACAAGAGAGCCAAGGAGUCGUGGCGGCUCAAGAUCAGGGAUGUCCCCUGCGAUGGCCUUGCCGACUCCAUCUGCAAAUGCCUACCGCGUCGGAACUACACCGCAGUCUGACAUUGAGAGCUUGAAGCGGAAGGUGCAAAGCUUGCUCAACAAAGUGUGCCCUGAGAAUUUGGCCACCAUCGUUGGGCAGAUCGCCGCCGUUCAGGUCGAGGGGCAAGAGCAGCUCGAAGCGAUCAUUGAGUUGAUCUUCCGGAAAGCAGUCACCGAACCACACUAUUGCGAGACAUAUGCGGAUCUGGUUUUCAGCCUCAAGUCUGUUUACCCAGACUUCCCCAGCCCCGAUGGUGGAAAGCCGGUGACCUUUCGAAGCUUGGUUCUCAACAUUUGCCAGAACGAAUUCGAGGAGCUGUUGGCAUCUUCCGACCUUACGGAAGAAGAGAAGUCCAACUGCGAUGCAGAGGAGAAGGCACACCUGAUCAAGCAUAAGAAGCACAGAAUGUGUGCAAACAUGAAGUUUAUCGGGCAUCUGUUUCUGCGACAGCUUCUGUCCACGAAAGUUGUCGGCUCCGUCAUCUGCGAGCUGGUUUGCUUCGAAGAUGACAAGACGACGCCCGAGGAGCAUGCGCUUGAGUGUGCUUGUGAGCUGCUCCUGACAGCUGGCUAUACGAUGGAGAGCCUACCAGCAGGAGAAGUGGCGCUGAGACUGGCAUGUGACAGACUCAAGGACCUGAAGGUGCGCAAGACACCUGAAGGAAAGAAUGCGUACAGCAAAAGGAUGCAAUUCAUGAUCCAGGAUGUUUUGGAGACGCGAGCCGCCGGCUGGUCGAAAAAGGUCUUCAAGGCCUCGGCCAAGACCAAAGAGGAGCUGCGCGAAAGCAGCGAGAAGGCCAGUGGAAAGGACGCAGUGGCAGAGCACGUGGUCACAGGAAAGCGACCUGUGUACCUCGGCUCCAGGAGGUCACUUCUUUUUCCGAUUCGUGCUUUUAAUCCGGCCUGGUUGCAGUGGCAUAGCGGCUUGUCACUUGUGGAAGUCGUUCUGGAAUUCAACGGCUACGAACGCAAGCAGCAUCCCCGCAACAAGGCUCUGUCUUCCUUCGGCUGCACCAACCUUUUUUUCAGCCUUAACUGCUCGAGGCUGCCGGCUGCACCAUGCCAGCGACUCAUCCAGGAGCAUUGCAAGCUGCAUUUGGCCAAUUGCGCUGUCGAGGGUGUGCCAGAGACGACUGAUUCGACGGAUGUGCUGCAAAGCGUUCGUGUGUUCCGCCAGAACAUGGGGCUCGUCCCGCGAAACCCGGCAGCAGGCCGUGCCUUUUUCCAAUGGCAGCUUCGACUGGGUGGAUGGUUCAUCUCAUACGAGAACGGGAAGUCUGCCGUCAGCGUUAAGAAUGCUAGGUCUACGGAUGGUUCCACCUUGUUUUCCUACACGGCUGAUUCCGGAAGUUUGUAUGGCACGCUGGGACAUCUGCCGGCCGGACAGCACAAGCCUGACGAAAAGCGCCAGAUCUGGGAUUGGGACUCCGGAAAGUACCUGGGAGAGAUUGAUGAGGUUCCUUACACAUACAAUGUGAUUGGAAACCUCAACGAACAUGGGCUGGCCAUCGGUGAAACAACUUUUGGUGGUAAUGAGACCUUGGGUGGAGGCGAGGGUGUGAUGGAUUAUGGGAACUUGAUUUGGGUAACGCUGCAGCGGAGCAAGACUGCUCGCGAAGCCAUCCUGACAUUCGACAAGCUUGUCAGCGAGUAUGGCUAUGUUUCAGACGGGGAGUCUUUCACGAUCGCUGACCCAAACGAGGUGUGGGUCCUUGAGAUGAUUGGUAAAGGCAAGUUUGAGAAAGGAGCAAUAUGGGUGGCAGUCCGAAUUCCAGAUGGACAUGUCAGUGGGCAUGCCAACCAAGCUCGCAUUCAGAAGUUUCCGUUGAACGAUUCUUCCGUGUGCGUCUACUCUGAUGAUGUCAUCAGCUUCGCUGAGAAAGUUGGACUGUGGGAUAGCAGCCGGAAGAAGGAGGACUUCAGCUUUGCUGACACCUAUGACCCCAUCACUUUUUCUGGAGCACGCCUGAGCGAUGCCAGAGUGUGGUCUUUCUUAUCCAGGGUCGCUGCAGACCGCAGCUUUGAGAAGACAUAUGAGAACUAUGUGCUUGGCCACAACGUUUCAGCUGCUGCUCGCAUGCCUCUUUCUGUUGAAGCUGGUGCGAAGAUAUCUGUGCUUGACCUGAUGUCCUACAUGCGAAACCAUUACGAAGGCACGGUGCUCGACUCCCGCAGCGACGUGGGGGCAGGACCUUCAGGUUCUCCUUUCAGGGUCAGGCCUCUCGAGUGGCAACUCGGAGCCGACGCGUACGUCCACGAGCGCAGCGUUGGCACGCCCCAGGCUGGAUGGAACUUCAUCGCCCAGCUUCGAUCAUGGCUUCCACCAGCUAUUGGCGGGCUGCUCUGGUUUGGAGUCGAUGACGCAUCAUUCUCAGUGCAUGCUCCUUUUCAUGGCGGUACAACGCGAGUUCCCCACAGCUAUGCCGAUGGAAACGGCGAUGCUCUGACGUUCUCCAGGGACUCUGCAUUUUGGGCAUUCAAUACCGUGGCGAACUUUCUGUACCCCAGGUGGUUUGCGGCGGCUGGCGUCGUGCAAAAAGCCGGCGAGGCGGAGGAGCGCUUCGCCCGGGCACUGGAAUUGGAGGAACUGGUCGCAGUGGCAAAGUAUCGAAAGGAUCCUGCAGCUGCCUUGGAGUACUUGACCGCGGCAGACGGUGCACGGGCCGACAAAAUUGUGCAAGAAGAGUGGGCUCUGUUUGGUCAACUCAUGGUGACCUUCCGUGACGGCUUCCACAUUUCUUCCCUUGGGCCACAAGCGCCUGACCACGGAGGUCGCCAGGGAGGUAUUGUGCCGAAGGUCGAAGAGGUCGGAUAUUCGAACCGCUGGUAUGAACGUAUCGCACAGGACACGGGGGAUCACUACAAGGUGCCCAAGACAUCGAGCCAAGUGCAAGUGCUGGAGCAGAGGAAGCUGCGCACCUUGAGCAGAGGAAUCGCCGCACGGGAUGCGAAAUCGCCUGCCACCCCGCAUCUGGAGAUGGUAGUCUGA